AUGGCACUCAUCAACCGCAUUGUGCCCUUUGCGGCCGUCCUGGCCUUGCUGGCUAGCUCGGCGAUGUCCAUCGACAUGACAUAUUGCGCCAGUAUCAAUACCGCGUCGGGGUCCGGUAAUUUGAGUGAUUAUCAAUCCACCGGGUUGUGCCACGACUUCUGCGUCGACACAUACGCCUUUGCCAUCUUGCAGGACUCGGACUGCUGGUGCAGCAACUACGAACCCGAUCCGUCGAUCCAGAUCGAUGUCGAUAAGUGUGACCAGAACUGUCCUGGUUAUCCUGACGAUAAGUGUGGAGGAGAUGGUCUAUGGGGAUAUAUGUUGCUGGACAAAGCACCCGCCGGUACCAAGGGUGGUGAAACCUCGACUCCCACGACGACAACACCAAAGCAGGAGACAACCCAAGCUGCGACGACCCAAGCUACGACGACAAAACAAACGUCUACUGAGCCUACGACGCCCAGCGUCUCAAUCGCUACAGUUACCGAGGGUGGACAGGUCAGCUUGCACACAGUGACUGUCAUGCCGACGGUGACUGCUAACCCAGCCAACGAAGCCGCCUCGGCCGGUGCCGGUGCAAAGGAUCUCACGUCCAGUCCACAUGGACUCAGCACAGGUGCAGCAGUCGGUACUGCCGUUGGGGUGCUAGGAGCUAUUGUCGUUAUGGGUAUCCUAGGGGUGUUAUUCUGGCUUCGACGCAAGAGACGGCUACAAGAGCAGGAAAUGGCGGACAAUCCCGGAAGCCUGCGAGGAAGCUCAGCCGGCAUGAUGGGUACGUCAACCACCGCAAUGGGAUCGAUUUGGGACGGUGAAAACAUGUCGAUGGGCCGAAGGAGCAGUCGUCUGAUGCCCCACGAUCCUCGUAUGGAUCCCUAUACGACAAAUAUCUACACACGCUUCGACAACAAAAGCCACGAGAGUGUCAAUACGCUUCAGGACAAUCAAGAUUACUCGAGAAAAGUACUCCGAACAACAAACCCGGACCCGCCUGACGGCCGUUAA
This is a messenger RNA of Anthostomella pinea, 1002 nucleotides long. NCBI's taxonomy places the organism in Eukaryota, Fungi, Ascomycota, Sordariomycetes, Xylariales, Xylariaceae. The record is from the annotation of a GenBank genome assembly.